Choloepus didactylus (southern two-toed sloth) is the source of this 6252-nucleotide messenger RNA. RefSeq names its product nuclear receptor subfamily 3 group C member 2 (gene NR3C2). The record is from RefSeq and is a predicted model, not a curated record. The transcript is spliced from 9 exons. Gene Ontology annotation, molecular function: DNA-binding transcription factor activity; zinc ion binding; sequence-specific DNA binding. Gene Ontology annotation, biological process: regulation of DNA-templated transcription. NCBI's taxonomy places the organism in Eukaryota, Metazoa, Chordata, Mammalia, Pilosa, Megalonychidae. Bases 101 to 3160 code for a protein of 1019 amino acids.
AAUGAUGAUAUUUACAUAGUAAUGAUAACAGCGUUCUCCAUCUAUGAAGUCCUGCUGUGAAGAAUUAAUUUUAUGUUUGAUAUGACAUGCUCUCAAGGAAAUGCUUGACGAAAGAAUUAAAAAAUAUUCUAAAAGGGAGCUUUUUCUCUUGAGGAAGAAAGAGUUUUGUUUGGGGAUUUUGAAAAAGAUCAGGUGGCUCAGUGAAUUAGCUAUGGAGACCAAAGGAUACCACAGUCUCCGUGAAGGCCUAGAUAUGGAACGACGGUGGGGUCAAGUUUCCCAGGCCGCGGAGCAUUCUUCCCUGGGCCCUCGAGAGAGGACCGAUGAGAAUAACUGCAUGGAGAUCGUCAACGCAAGCUGUGUUUCCGGUGCUAUUUCAAACAACAGUACUCAAGGAAGCAGCAAAGAAAAACACGAACUCCUCCCUUGCCUUCAGCAAGACAAUAGUCCGUCUGGGAUUUUAACCUCCGAUAUUAAAACCGAGCUGGAAUCUAAGGAACUUUCCGCGACUGUAGCUGAGUCCAUGGGUUUAUACAUGGAUUCCGUAAGAGAUGCUGACUACGCCUAUGAUCAGCAGAAUCAACAACGAAGCAUGAGUCCAGCAAAGAUUUAUCAGAAUGUUGAACAGCUGGUGAGAUUUUACAAAGAAAAUGGCCAUCAUCCUUCCACUCUAAGUGGUGUGAGCAGGCCCUUGAGAUCGUUUAUGCCAGACUCUGGGAGCUCCAUGAAUGGUGGGGUCAUGCGUGCUGUUGUUAAAAGCCCUAUCAUGUGUCAUGAGAAGAGCCCAUCUGUUUGCAGCCCUCUGAACAUGACGUCUUCAGUGUGCAGCCCUGCUGGAAUCAACGCUGUGUCCUCUACCACAACCAACUUUGGCAAUUUCACAGUGCACAGCCCUAUCACCCAGGGAACACCCUUGGCAUGCUCCCCUAAUGUUGAAAAUCGAGGCUCCAGAUCCCAUAGCCCUGCACAUGCUAGCAAUGUGGGCUCUCCUCUCUCAAGUCCUUUAAGUAGCAUGAAAUCCCCAAUUUCCAGCCCUCCAAGUCACUGCAGUGUAAAAUCUCCAGUCUCAAGUCCUAAUCACAUCGCUCUGCGAUCCUCUGUGUCUAGUCCUGCAAAUAUCAAUAACUCAAGGUGCUCUGUUUCCAGCCCUUCCAACACAAAUAACAGGUCCACACUUUCCAGUCCGUCAGCCAGUACUGUGGGAUCUAUCUGUAGCCCCAUAAACAAUGCCUUCAGCUAUACUGCUUCUGGCACCGCUGUUGGAUCCAGUGCAACCCAGGAUGUGGUUCCUAGUCCAGACACACAUGAGAAAGGUGCUCAAGAAGUUCCUUUUCCUAAGUCUGAGGAGGUAGACAAUGCCAUCUCAAAUGGGGGGACUGGUCAGCUUAAUGUUGUCCAAUACAUAAAACCAGAGCCAGAUGGAGCUUUUAGCAGCUCCUGUCUAGGAGGAAAUAGCAAAAUAAAUUCUGAUUCCCCAUUCUCAGUACCAAUAAAGCAAGAAUCAACCAAGCAUUCGUGUUCAGGUACUUCUUUUAAAGGGAAUCCAACAGUAAACCCAUUUCCAUUUAUGGAUGGCUCCUAUUUUUCCUUUAUGGAUGAUAAAGACUAUUAUUCUCUAUCAGGAAUUUUAGGACCACCUGUGCCGGGCUUUGAUGGUAACUGUGAGGGCAGUGGAUUCCCAAUGGGGAUUAAACAAGAACCAGAUGAUGGGAGCUAUUACCCAGAGACCAGCAUCCCUUCAUCUGCCAUUGUUGGUGUGAAUUCAGGUGGACAGUCCUUUCACUAUAGGAUUGGUGCUCAAGGUACAAUAUCUUUAUCACGAUCUGCUAGAGACCAAUCUUUCCAACACUUGAGUUCGUUUCCUCCUGUCAGUACUUUAGUGGAGUCAUGGAAAGCACACGGUGACUUGUCAUCUAGAAGAAGUGAUGGAUAUCCGGUCCUCGAAUACAUUCCAGAAAAUGUAUCAAGCUCUACUUUACGAAGUGUCUCUACUGGAUCCUCAAGACCUUCCAAAAUAUGUUUGGUGUGUGGGGAUGAGGCUUCAGGAUGUCAUUAUGGGGUAGUAACCUGUGGCAGCUGCAAAGUUUUCUUCAAAAGAGCAGUGGAAGGGCAACACAACUAUUUAUGUGCUGGAAGAAAUGAUUGCAUCAUUGAUAAAAUUAGACGAAAGAAUUGUCCUGCCUGCAGACUUCAGAAAUGUCUUCAAGCUGGAAUGAAUUUAGGAGCUCGAAAGUCAAAGAAGUUGGGAAAGUUAAAAGGGAUUCAUGAGGAUCAGCCCCAGCAGCCACCGCCCCCACCCCCACCGCCCCAGAGCCCCGAGGAGGGGACGACUUACAUCGCCCCUGCAAAGGAGCCCUCUGUCAACACAGCACUGGUUCCCCAGUUCUCCACCAUCUCACGAGCACUCACGCCGUCCCCCAUCAUGGUCCUUGAAAACAUCGAACCUGAAAUUGUGUACGCGGGCUAUGACAGCUCAAAACCGGCUACUGCUGAAAAUCUGCUCUCUACCCUAAACCGCCUGGCAGGCAAACAGAUGAUACAAGUCGUGAAGUGGGCAAAGGUACUUCCAGGAUUUAAAAACUUGCCUCUUGAGGACCAAAUUACGCUAAUCCAGUAUUCUUGGAUGUGUCUAUCAUCAUUUGCCUUGAGCUGGAGAUCAUACAAACAUACGAACAGCCAAUUUCUCUAUUUUGCACCAGAUCUAGUCUUUAAUGAAGAGAAGAUGCAUCAGUCUGCCAUGUAUGAACUAUGCCAGGGGAUGCACCAAAUCAGCCUUCAGUUUGUUCGACUACAGCUUACCUUUGAAGAAUACACCAUAAUGAAAGUUCUGCUGCUACUAAGCACAAUUCCAAAGGAUGGCCUCAAAAGCCAGGCUGCAUUUGAAGAAAUGAGGACAAAUUAUAUCAAAGAACUGAGGAAGAUGGUAACUAAAUGUCCCAACAAUUCUGGGCAGAGCUGGCAGAGGUUCUACCAACUGACCAAGCUUCUGGACUCCAUGCAUGACCUGGUAAGCGACUUGUUGGAAUUUUGCUUCUAUACCUUCCGAGAGUCCCAGGCCCUGAAAGUGGAGUUCCCAGCGAUGCUGGUGGAGAUCAUCAGCGACCAGCUGCCAAAGGUGGAAUCUGGGAACGCCAAGCCCCUGUACUUCCACAGGAAGUGAGGGAAGACAUCUUUGCGGAAGAACUUUGCCUUAAGAUUCCCUGUAUUACUCCACACCCACAAAGGACCCAAGAAAUCAUAUGUGAAACACGUGAUGAUUGAUUCAUACUUGCUCAGCAGUUUCUCAAGUUCAAAAUCAUGUCAAGGGAUUGGAGCCUGGAAAGCAGUUUGACGUGGAUUUGGCAAGACUUGAGCAGUUCGAAGGAUUCGUCCCUCUCCAGCCCGGCGCUUAGAAAAACGUUCUUGUUCCUCUGGAUGAAAAGCCAUAUCUAGUCAAUAACUCCCUGAUUUUGAUAUUUUCACAGACGGAAGUUUUAACUAUGCCAUGUAGUUUCUGGUAUUGUUUGCUUGUUUUAAAAGGGUUGAAAGACUAACGAACUUUUUAAAGCUUACCCUUGGUUUGCACAUAAAACGUAUAGUCAAUACGGGGCAUUAAUAUUCUUUUAUUUAAAAAACACAAAAAAAGAAAAAAUAUAUACAGAUUCCUGUUGUGUAAUGAUGGAACAUGUGGCGUGGAAAACUGGCCCCCGCUACGGGCCAUCCCUGCCCCCCACCCUUCUGCAUCACUGGGGUACACACCUGUUAGUGUCCACUUAUACUAUUUAAUUAGAAUGGAUAAGAUGUUAAAACAAAUGCCUUGGUUUCAAUUUCUAGUAUCUAUUGUGUUGGCUUUACAAAUAAUUUUUUGCAGUCUUUUGCUGUGCUGUACAUUACUGUAUGUAUAAAUCGUGAAGGACCUGAAAUAAGGUAUAAGGAACUUUUGUAAAUGAGAUACAUGCACACACACGUAUACACACACACACACACACACACACAAACUUUAAUGGUUAAUAGGAUGAAUGGGAAAGUAUUUUUGAAAGAAUUCUAUUUUGCUGGAGACUAUUUAAGUACUAUCUUUGUCUAAACAAACAAGGUAAUUUUUUUUUUGUAAAGUGAAAUGUUCUGCAUGCAUAAUGAACCGUUUACAGUGUAUUUAAGAAAGGGAAAGCUGUGCCUUUUUUAGCUUCAUAUCUAAUUUACCAUUUUACAGUCUUGUUGUAAAUAACCACACUUAAACCUCUUUGGUUGUCUUCAAGCCUUUCUACUUUUUCUGUACUUUUGUUUUUUCUUGGUCUCCCGCUUGGGAUGUCUGUGGGACUUGAGCACGUUUUCCGGCUUCUGCUUCAUCCCACUUCCAAUGGGGAACAACACACUGGCGUCUGCAGCUUCUGGAAGGUGUCCCGUGACAGCACUCGCGGAAGGAGUGGCCCGGGAGAGCUGCAGCUUUGGGAAGGCUGCCUCUUUCCCCUUUACCUCGAGAAGCAGAACUCAGCUGAGUGAGACUGGAAGCUGGAUGGUUCAGAGAGCAUUCCAAUCCCAUUUUUUUCUCCUUUUGGGAAAAAAAUUCCAUGCACUCACUCCAUAAAAGAUAAAAUUUUCACUUCUGAUCGUGGAAAGGGGUUCUGCACUCCUGGAACCAGUAAUGGGAACACAGAGAUGAGGGCAUCCUGGGAGCGGCAGGGAGACCGGGAGAGAAUUGGAGGGUUUUUAGAUUUUUAAAAGGUAGGUUUUAAAAGAAAAUUUUAUACAUAAACAGUUUUGGAGGGGAAAAAAACUACAGAUCAUACAAGCAAGACAGUGGCACUAAAAUUUGUAAUUCAUUAAUCUGUUUGGCACUGAUGCAAUUUAUAGCUUUUCUCUUGCCCCAAAUCACAAAGCUAUGUAUCUUUGGGGGAACUAAUGACAUGAUUGCACUAAAUAAGCUACUUUGAAUAGAGGCCAAAUUAACCUUUUAAAAGUGAUGAUAAUCAUCAGGGACUCAGUGAAAUCACAUUACUUUACUUUCCAAAACCUAAAAGCUGUAGCUGGAGAAGCCCAAGUGCGGGAGAAGGCAGCAUUCACCCACAUUUUCCUCCAGGGUUCACCGUGCAGGCAACAUUAACUUGUCAUUCAAGAGACACCUGCCUUAUGCCAGGGGAGACCUGUGGAAGCUGGACUCAGAGGGAGGAGUUUUUCUUACAUAAUUUGCAAUUUCAAGAAUUUAAUUUCUAAGCAGAUCUUUAAAUACAGUCAACUUACAUGCACAGCAAUAUGAAAGCCACACUUUGCAGGUGAUAAAUACACAGCAUGCAGACUGGGAGUUUCUGAAGAAGAAAUGGCUUACAAAAGCAGCUUGUAGUUCAGACUUAUCUUACGGAUUUGGAAUUUCAACUUAGCCAGGUUUGGGUUGGAGAUGGUCUGCAUCAGCUUUUUGUAUUAACAAAGUUACUGGCUCUCCAUGUCUCCAGGUAACUUUGCCUGAUGAAACAGCAAAGCCAUAUUCUAAAUUCCCUGUUGAAUGCCUGUCCCAGUCCAAAUUGUCUGUCUGCUCUUAUUUUUGUACCAUAUUGCUCUUUAAAAAUCUUGGUUUGGUACAAUUCAUAAUUCACCAAAACUUCUUCAUAUAAUUAAAAAAACACUAAAUUAGUUUAAAUUGAAGCAAUUUAUAUCUUUAUGCAAAAACGUAUGUCUGUCUUUGCAAAGGACUGUAAGCAGAUUACAAUAAAUCCUUUACUUUAAUCACCUGUUGUUUUGGAAACAGUUCAUUCAAAUGUCUUUAGGAACACAAGGAUUUGUGCCCUUCCAAAUCUUGAUUAUAUGUGCUUCUGCCUACAUCCAGGAUGGAGUAAACGAGUUUUGUUGUCGUCAGUCACACGUUUGUUCUCCGAUUUGGGGACCUUUUAGGUGCUUUGUUUAUUACUGCUAAUAUCUGGUUCACUAACAUACCCUGUGACAGUGUAAUAACAGUAACAUGUAGCUGCUAAGCACCAUAUCUACAUUGCCUAAUUUUUCUUCACAACCACAUGAAAGCUUGUUAUUCAUCGUACAAAAGAGGAAACUUUGAGACUCACAUUUUGGACCAGAGACACCCAUCUGAUGGCCAAAACACAUGCUUUGCAAAGUCUUGAGCUCUCACCUCCAGGUCUCUUGAUGGCCACGAUGCUUGUCCUGCUCCUUCCUGGCGACUCCCCUUGAUUUCAUUCAUUAAUGUAGAGAGAGCAGUAAGCAAUUACCAACUUAUUUUAAAAGAGAAAACAUUCAUUUCCCACAAGAUAAAUUCAAGUAAAAUGUUCC